Messenger RNA from Paramuricea clavata, 2063 nucleotides. The record is from the annotation of a GenBank genome assembly. Lineage: Eukaryota; Metazoa; Cnidaria; Anthozoa; Malacalcyonacea; Plexauridae.
AUGAGUUUUAAAAAAUCUGCCACGAAAGAUCGGUUUCCUCUUGGUGAAUUGGCUCAAGAACGAAAAAAGUUGAGAGAAGAUUGUGUUGCAAAAAAUGCUACGAUUGUUCAGUUAAGAAAUGACCUAAAACAAGUGGAUAAAGAUAUAGAGAGAACAACAAAAAGGGUAUGUAGUAAACAAAUGUAGUGUAUUUAUAAUUAAAUGUCAAGGCGUCUAUAUAUGACAUUUGCACAAACCCAAGAAGCACAUGAAUUUUUAUUUAGUAUUUAUUACUAUUCAUUAAGUAUUUUACUCCUACAUUUACUGGACUAUGUUAGCCAAGAUAGACGAUAGUCCUUUGGGAAUAAUGGGUUUAAAUGCACCCCAAGCAGAAUUAUUAAUAUCCCCCAUGGCAUGUCUUGUUAUUUGUUAGUUGUUACCAUUAUUAAAACAGAACUAUGCCCUACUAUAUUUAAUGCCAUAUUAUCAUAUCUAAUGUUAUCAAAGGGAGACUCUUAGGCUUUAUCUGGUUUCUAAUCAAAGGCAAUAUCACUUUAUACCUGAUAGGUCACACCCACCCUGCCUGAAAGUUGUAAUAAGAUUGUCUCACUAUUUAGUGAAGAUAUCAGGCCCGGUCUAUUCAGUGCAUCUUUGCAGACACAGGACAACUAAAUAAGUUACUACUUUGCAUUCCUAUAUAUGGUACUAAAUGAUACUAACUGUUACAGCUUAAGCGUCAUAAAGAAAAGCUUACAUCACUACUUGAGAAUGAUGACGAAACUGGAACAAGGUUACCAUCCAUGAUAUUCCGACCAAAUACUCCCUCAGAGGCAAAUGUAGAGAAUUCAGAUACCUUUCAAGCCUCCUUAUCUGAGACGUCAAGUCGAAGAAGACAGAAGGAAACUUUGAAUGCAUGCAAAGAAAUACAUGGUGAUCAGAAAGGUAAAAAGUCAUCAGCCCUUGCUGGAAUGUGGGUAACAUUGGUAAACAAAUCUUCAACUGAUACACUUAAAGAUUUUCUUUCAAAUUCUGAAAAAGUGAAUAAAAAGAUUAUGCCUUCGAUAGUAAAAUCGGAGACAGAACUGUAUCAAAGUGGUAAUGAUAACAUUUGCCGUAGCCUCAAAAUUCUGUAUGAGGGAGGUCUUUUGACGAAACAAAAGUACAAGUCUGUAUGUAGAAAUAUUUUAGCCACUGUACCAAAUUCUAGCAAUGUAUUUAAUCCCAAGCUGCUAUAUUAUGAUAAUAUCAUAGCCUUUAUAAAGUCAGCAAAUAAUGUGGACAAUAUCAGGGAUUUUUCAGCUGAAUUUUGUCAAGAAUAUGACAAACUUGAGGAACAAGUUCCAGGUUCCUACAGAGAGUUAGGCAACUUUCUUGUAGUUUUAGCUGAGUUAUAUAUUGUUGUUGAUCAGACGUUGCUCACACCAUUUUUGCACCAUUUUGGAAGUACCCCUUAUCAUUUCAGAAUUGCCCUUGGUGCAGAUGGGGCACCUUUCGGCAAAGAUGACGAAGCCACAGCAUGGCUUAUAUCAUUUUUAAAUGUUGGCAAGCAUGUGCAAAGCCAAAAUGACAAUUUUCUUUUGUGUGGAGCAAAUUGUUCUGAGACACAUAUAAGCAUGCAGAGAUACGCUAGGAAACUUGUUUCUGAUAUUACCUACAUUGAAAAGCAGACUUACAAAAUAAAAGGCUUUGAUAUAAAAUUCACUGUAGACCUUCCAAGUGAUAUGAAGUGGCUAUCUUUCAUGGGAGGAGAGUUAAAUAAUGCAGCAUAUUAUUUCUCACCAUUUGGGGAUGUCAAUAAUGACAAUAAAAUGGCCAGUAACGGCUCUUUAGGAGAGGAUGCCAGUUGUACCUGGCACCCAUGGGUUUACAAUGAUAGAAUUAAGGUAGCAGAGAGAGUUACACUUAAGAAAGGGAAGUUAGAAAGUAAGAAAGUUUCCGAAGCAACCAAAAGAAACCAGGUUUUGAAUUACAUUAGGGAACAGGGUUCUAGACACGAAAGUGAGCCCAUAAUUGGUAAGCUUAUUGAUCAUGGAAUGGCAGAACCGUUGCAAAAUGCAAAUAAUGCCUGGGGUUAUAUGCAUUAA